UAUCCUUACCUCAGCCUACCCUACCAGUCAGUACCGUCGACACGGACUCCCAGCACAAACAAUACCAGCAAAGCACCUGCUAGUCUGCUAAACUACUUACUGACUGCCAGACUGCUAAUCUGCUAGUCUGGACUGGGCGCUCACUUCUCCCCUCCUCCUCCUCUACUCCAGAUCCCCUUUUGUGUGUCUGCGUCUUGCCUCACCCAACCCACACAGCUCGACUAGGGACAGGUCAGCGUAGGCCCUAGCUCUGCUGCACUUGGGACCGUUACUGGACUAGACAAGGGCACCCGAGCCCCCCUGGCGAAUUGAACUACUACUACUCAUCGCCUAUUUCCUUUACCCGCCCGCUGAACAAAGCUCUGGCCACUCACGUCCGCCUCUUGCGCGUCAACCGCUCGUCCUCAAUCACCGAGUCUCCAGCAGCCGACCCUUGACCCUUCUUGCUAGACGAGACCCGAACCACUCCAUCGCCCUGGUGUCUUUUCGAAAACACUGCCUGCCACCUCCUUUCUGAAUACCUUCGAUCCAGCAGCCAGUCUUGCAUCCUUCCCACCGAGGCCCCCUACUGACCUCCAGUCCACUCCACUCGACCCGACCCGACUCGACUCGAAUCGACCUGAACACCCCUUCGUUCCUUGCCUCGGGCCCAACCAACCGCAGCCUCGCACUCAAAGCCCUCUCAAGUCACAAAGGUCUCCCGGCUCGAUGGCUCACAUUUAGGUCUCGGGCGCAUCUCAACUAGGCUGGCCAUUGCCACAAUGCUUAUGACACAGACCGCAGUCUCCGCACUAUCUCAUCAGGGUCAGCACAACAACUCCUACGCUACACGCGGUCAGCCUGCUGCCGACCGCUUCGACGCUGAUUCUACACCGUCAAACUACUCGACCGGCCAGGCGUUGGUCGACCCACACUCCCGACAGAACCAAACCACUACAUACUACCAGCCCUACCCCAUGAACGGCAUCGUGGGCACCGCGCCUCCGGGUGCCAUGUACGUCCGUGCCCUGUAUGAUUACGAGGCAGACGACAGGACAAGCCUGAGCUUCCACGAGGGCGAUGUCAUACAGGUCAUCACGCAGCUGGAAAGCGGCUGGUGGGACGGCGUCAUCAACGGUGUCCGAGGCUGGUUCCCAAGCAACUACUGCCAGAUCAUCACGAGCCCCGACGACCUUCCCGACUCCGAGCAACAAGACAAUGGCUUUGGCGAGCAGCCGGAAGAGGAAAUCGACGAGGACCCAUACGACGACAACGACGAUGCCGACAUGUCAGAGUUGGAGGAGCUGCCGCUGGAAGGCACGAGUGCGGGCGACAGGUCCAAGGCCGACUAUUGGAUCCCCCAGGCCACCCCCGACGGCCGCCUCUUCUACUACAACACCAUGACCGGGGAGAGCAGCUCCGAGUUGCCCUUGGAGUCGCCCUCGUCCGCCACCGAGGCUGGGCCACGAGACAGGAUGAACGUCAACAUGCCCGAUAGGACAAGGCCGCCUCCCGAGAUGAUGGCCAGGGGUCUGACGCAGGACGAGGACGAGGACUCCGAGGCAACUUCCGCGUCCGAACUUGAGGGCGAGAACCUCAUGUUUGGCCGCAUGGCUAAGAAUCGGCGUUCCAUGAGCAAGGAUGGCAUAUCUCCCGCGCCGUCGCUCGACUCGAUACACGGGCAGUACUCGUUCGGCAAGGGUAACGGGGCUCCAGCAGGGACACGAACGACAGACUCCGCACCGACGUUCACUGCCGGGGCAACUUUUAACCUUCCUACAGCCGCAACCAUACCCCGCUCUUUCUUUGACGAUGGCCAGACUCCACCGCUCACAUGGAGCCGGCUGGUAUCCAACAUGAAGAAGGCGAUUGACCGCUACCGCGAGGCGAUCAACAAUGGCAACAAGUCGGAAUAUGUAGCCCGGGCCGAAGACAUCUCAGAUCAUCUGCGGCUGCUCUUAGCAGCGGGCUCUGGCACCACAGACAACCACUCCGGCCAGCCCUCAAUCAUCUCCACCAACAAAGCAUUGUAUCCUCACUUUAGGGACAUGAUGUCCAAAUUCUCAAAGCUUGUCGUCUCUUCCCACAUUGCCGCUAGCGAUUUCCCGGCCCCGGAGUCCGGUCCGAAAUGUCUGCAAGAGGCUGAUGGGGUCUUGCUUGGUGUAUUCUCUUACGUGGAGGUUGCAAGGCAACAGAGAGGGGAAGAGAUCCCCCGGCUGUUCCCCGGGUUUGUGAUCGGCAGCACGACCGGCGGCAGCUGGCAAAAUAACGGCUUGGGCCCCCGAGACCCGAUCACGUCAAAUUUCCUGGAUGACGAGGAGGGCGUGGUAGAGCCGACGGCGCUUCUCGACGGCAAACUCCUGGAACGGCUCGACGAGCUCAAGCGCAUGCUGGUCUCCGGGAUCCGAGAGCUGGACAAGCAACUUGUGGUACCGGACAAGAUCGUCACUCCGUUCAAGCACGAGGUUAUUAGCAACAAUGUCUGCUCUGCCGGAGGCAGGGUCAUCGAAAACUUCAAGCCUUGGAUAGCCAUGAUCGAGUCCAUCGACCUGUCGUCGCUCGAGAACAGCUUCCAGACCCCACAGCUUACCGAUUUCAGCAUCAACAAGCAGAGCCUGUACGACAACAUAUCCGACUUGAUCCUGGGAUGCCAGUCCGUUGCAGGGCCGCUCGCCGAUGAAUGGUCCGAGGUCCGGGGAGAGUCGCUGGAGAACAGGCUCGAAUACGUUAGGCAGUGCGCCCGGGCCCUUGAGACAAACUCUUCCCACAUCGGGUUCUCCCUCCAGUUGUUGUCAGAGCAGGUCCAGAUCAACCUUCAGCAGCAAGCGGAGGCUCGUGCCAGGGAGGAACAGCUCCAGCGACAGCAGCUGACCCGAGGGGAGACGAUGGCUUACGGGGCACAUGGCAGGACGGACUCGCGCGCAGUAACGCGCCCACCUCUGAUGACUUCUCAAUCAUACACCGAAGGCGACUCCAAUAUCGCCAACAACCUGGCCAGAGGGGCCGGGACCUACUCCAAGGUCAAGAAGAUCUUUGGAGAAGAUCCUACACCACAACAGACCGCGAUGGAUGAAACCCCAGACUACUUACGGCUGGAGUACGAGCACGAGCUUGCAUGGGACUACAAGACGACGCCGCCCGCAAUUAGGGGAGGAUCUCUGAUGGCACUGGCGGAACAGCUCACUCGACACGACAAGCUGGACUCAAACUUCAACAACACUUUCCUUCUCACCUACCGGUCCUUUACGACUGCCAGGGAGCUCUUCGAGCUAUUGGUCCACAGAUUCGGCAUCCAGCCCCCCGAGGGGCUGUCGCCCGCCGACUUUGAGAAUUGGCGGGAGAGAAAACAGAGCCCAAUUCGUUUCCGAGUGGUCAACAUCCUGAAGAACUGGUUCGAGACUUUCUGGAUGGAGGACAACCAGGAGGAAGACACAAAGACCUUGAUACGUGAUGUAUACAACUUUGCAAGGGAUACUGUCAAGUCAACAGAAACUCCUGGCUCAGCCCCACUGAUGGCCGUCCUCGACCAACGACUGAGUGGCAAGGAUGUUGGCAGGAGGCUGAUUCAGACGCAGAGUCAGCCAACCCCAGCACCCAUCAUGCCCAAGAACAUGAAGAAACUCAAGUUCCUCGACAUCGAUCCCACCGAGUUUGCGCGCCAGCUCACAAUAAUUGAGUCGAGGCUGUACGGCAAGAUCAAACCCACCGAGUGUCUCAACAAGCGGUUCCAAAAGAAGACGGUUGAGGGCCAGGCGCCGCCAGCGCCGAACAUCAAGGCACUUAUUGAUCACUCGAACCAGAUGACUAACUGGGUCGCCGAGAUGAUUUUGGCCCAAUCCGACGUCAAGAAGCGUGUCGUUGUCAUUAAACAUUUCGUUUCGGUUGCUGACAAAUGCCGGCAACUGAACAACUUCUCCACUAUCACAUCCAUCAUCUCAGCACUGGGUACAGCGCCAAUCGCUCGUCUCAAGAGGACCUGGGAUCAAGUCCCCCAGAAGUCACAAGCUGCGCUCGAAGCGCUGCGGAAGCUAAUGCUUAGCACAAAGAACUUUGCUGAAUACAGAGAGAGUUUGCACAUGGCAAAUCCUCCUUGCAUUCCUUUCUUUGGUGUCUACUUGACGGAUCUGACCUUCAUCGAGGACGGUAUACCCUCGAUCAUCAAGAAGACUACGCUGAUCAACUUUGCCAAGAGGGCAAAGACGGCCGAUGUGAUACGCGACAUCCAGCAAUACCAAAAUGUGCCGUACUCCCUUCAGCCUGUUACAGAGUUGCAAGACUAUAUUUUGAGCAACAUGCAAGCCGCCGGAGACGUGCAUGAGAUGUACGACAAGAGUCUGGUAAUAGAGCCACGCGAGAGGGAGGACGAGAAAAUCGUUAGGGUUCUGGCUGAGUCUGGAUUCCUCUGAGAGCACAGCCAACCGGUUGACAGACGGGAGCCUCGUGGCACACUGUCCACCCGGUCGCUUAGGUUGUGCAGUGACGACACUAUCCGACGGAUCGCGCGAGAAUGUUCAGCAUGCGCCGCGCCCUCCCGCUGCGUUACGCUGGACCUGCGCGCCAGGCAAGCAUCGGCCGUCGCUCUAAUCUCGGACUGCCAACGCUCUGCGAGGGCCAACUUGUCCGAGGUUGGGCACCAAGGGCGUUGAUCGCGCGUGAGAGACCCACUGCGGAAGGGACACCGUGGGGUGCCGGCGGGAAACGCACGUCGUGGCUGCCUCCACUCCCCGCCUGGUCCGACUCAGACGGGGUGCCACAACGCCUACCCCGUGCCACGAGCGUUGCGGCCGCGACUAGGUGGGCCGUGCUAGGUGAUUUGUGGCACAGAGGCAGCAGCCCUCCGCAUUCGGCACCGAGCCAGCAAUACCACCAUCGGGGAGGACGGCCGGGCCGUAUGGAUAGAAGGAUUCCUACCGGUUGGCUACCGGUUGGAGAGAUCGGAGUCUCAGCGACGAUUGUUGAUGAAGUAUCUUUGUCUCAUCAGGCUCCCGGUGUCAGAUGAGUAUCUGUAGCUGAAAAUGGGGCUGGCAGGUUCCAGGGGGGGGGAUAAGCUUUUCUUGGAUACGAAACCCCUUCAUAAUUCGAGGUGGACGGGACCAGAGAACAAACAAUUGGAGAAAGCAGCAAGGGCCCCGUUCAGUCUUUUGGGUUGCAUGGAAAGGGCUCGUGGGGACGUCCUUCAAUUAAGCGUUCGAUAUCCUGCGCUCGCGGCUGCAGAUGCUUGUACCAUCUGAUACCUUUGUACCGAUCACAGCGUGGGUGGGAAUCCUGUCAAUAUCAAUGACCUCUUUCGACGGCCUGAUGCUAGCUAUACUGCGCUGUGUUCUGGUGUGAUCUCGAUAUCCUACGCCAUCUCUGCUGUUCGAGAUAUGCUCACGUCAUACCACUUUUUGAAGCUACGAUGCAGACAGAAGAUAGCACACCUGAUGCUGCAGCGGCGCCCCCACCCCUUCUUCCCCUUUCCGAGUACAUGCUGACUUUAUGAGAGGAGUAUAUGUAUGACUGGGAGUGACGAACAACGGCGGUUUCGGGAUACCACUGGUAGAUCUGCUAUCCAGGUCUGGGAAGUAUACUACAAUCGACGACUUUUUGAAAGGUGGCAUUCCACGUUCCUAUCUAUCACCCACGCUAAACAGUCCAUUUUGGCCAAG
Diaporthe batatas is the source of this 5627-nucleotide messenger RNA. RefSeq lists its product as uncharacterized. Gene Ontology annotation, molecular function: guanyl-nucleotide exchange factor activity; protein binding. The transcript has 5 exons. Gene Ontology annotation, biological process: Ras protein signal transduction; positive regulation of GTPase activity. The record is from RefSeq and is a predicted model, not a curated record. Bases 762 to 4385 code for a protein of 1207 amino acids. NCBI's taxonomy places the organism in Eukaryota, Fungi, Ascomycota, Sordariomycetes, Diaporthales, Diaporthaceae. Gene Ontology annotation, cellular component: plasma membrane.